Molecule: messenger RNA, 576 nt
Organism: Parathielavia appendiculata
Lineage: Eukaryota; Fungi; Ascomycota; Sordariomycetes; Sordariales; Chaetomiaceae
Product: Phox-like protein
Exons: 2
Coding region: 1-576 (191 amino acids)
Biological process (GO): endocytic recycling; late endosome to Golgi transport
Cellular component (GO): early endosome membrane; retromer complex
Molecular function (GO): phosphatidylinositol-3-phosphate binding
Source: RefSeq, a predicted model, not a curated record
AUGGCAUCCCAAGCCGAUGACACGAACUCUACAGCGCCAGCCAACACCGGUACCAGCUCGCCGCCGAAGGCAUCGCCGACCUCUUCAACCUCAUCAACCUCAUCGGCCGCGGCCGCCGCGGCCGCCGCCCGCCUCCACCGACCCAUUCUGCAGUCGCUGCCAGAAACGAGGCCGCAGUCGUUUGACGAGAUCUACGGCCCGCCCGAAAAUUUCUUAGAGAUUGAGGUGCGCAACCCACGAACGCACGGCAUCGGCCGGCACAUGUACACCGACUACGAGAUUGUCUGCCGCACCAACAUACCCGCCUUCAAGCUGCGGCAGUCGGUGGUGCGGCGGCGGUACUCGGACUUUGAGUACUUCCGCGACAUACUCGAACGCGAGAGCGCCCGCGUCACGAUCCCGCCGCUUCCCGGCAAGGUGUUUACGAACCGGUUCAGCGACGACGUCAUCGAGGGCCGCCGGGCGGGGCUCGAGAAGUUCUUGAAGAUUGUUGUAGGCCAUCCGCUGCUGCAGACGGGGAGUAAGGUGCUGGCUGCUUUUGUGCAGGAUCCCAAUUGGGACCGCAACGCCUGGUGA